AUGAAUGUUAACAAAUGGAAGUUCAUUAUCAAUUAUGGACCGAGAAAGUCUGCCGCCAAUCAGCGGAUGAUCAGUGUGGGGAAAACGCUCGUGCACGACGAGCAUCGUGAUCCGCAAAGCUCGAAAACCCAGCUACAACAACCCUCAACCCCUCCAAAUCCACAAGCAACAACCAUGGCAAACUCCAAGGCAGACCUCCUCGAUUUCGAGGACUCAAACGACUCCCCACCAGCCUACGACCCAUCCACAAAACCCACCCCAGCACCAAGCCGCGGGGCACUCCCACGCCCACCACCACUUUCCCUCCCCGCGCUCAACGCCCUCCGCAGCAAACGAGUAAUCCUCGCCUCCCAAUCUCCCCGCCGACGCCAAAUAAUAUCUUUCCUCGGUCUCCCCAACCUAGAAAUCAUCCCCUCAAACGCCGAUGAAGACCUCCCCAAAUCCCUCGGAGCAGUCCAAUAUGUCCUAGAAACAGCAACCAAAAAGGCACAAGCUGUCUAUACCCAGGAAAUCGACAAUGAAGUCAAGGGCGAGCCUGCUCUUAUCCUUGCGGCCGACACUAUCGUCGUCGACGUGACAACAGAUGCUAUCCUCGAGAAACCCCGCUCUGAGUCACACCAUUUCUCCAUGCUCCGGGCUCUGCGCGACGCGCGCGACCACAAAGUCUACACUGCUCUCGUUGCUAUGGCGCCGCUUGCUAGCGCCCGGCAGCCCGGGUAUGCGAUUGAAACGGUGGUUGAGGAGACGAAUGUGCGGUUUGAUGGGGAUGUGACGGAUGAUCUCCUUAUGGCUUAUGUGCGAACGCGCGAGGGUGCGGAUAAGGCGGGUGGGUAUGGGUUGCAGGGGCUUGGCUCGAUUCUCAUCGAGAAGAUCGAGGGAAGCUAUGAUAAUGUUAUCGGGUUGCCGCUUAAGGCGACUUUGAAGCUUAUUGAGACUGUUAUGCAGAAGGCUAAUGAUGAAGACCGGUUGGAAGGGGAUCCACUUCUUGAGGAGGACGAGGAUCAGGAUGAGUAG
This is a messenger RNA of Penicillium verhagenii, 1014 nucleotides long. Its product is annotated as nucleotide diphosphatase. Gene Ontology annotation, molecular function: nucleoside triphosphate diphosphatase activity. The transcript has a single exon. Lineage: Eukaryota; Fungi; Ascomycota; Eurotiomycetes; Eurotiales; Aspergillaceae. The record is from RefSeq and is a predicted model, not a curated record. Bases 1 to 1014 code for a protein of 337 amino acids.